Molecule: messenger RNA, 2763 nt
Organism: Trifolium pratense (red clover)
Lineage: Eukaryota; Viridiplantae; Streptophyta; Magnoliopsida; Fabales; Fabaceae
Product: probable GTP-binding protein OBGC2
Exons: 7
Coding region: 1187-2098 (303 amino acids)
Cellular component (GO): mitochondrion
Molecular function (GO): GTPase activity; DNA binding; GTP binding
Source: RefSeq, a predicted model, not a curated record
AAUUUGGACACUAGGCAAUUACUUAUGACAUUUUUUUUUAUGAGUAAAAGGGGCAUAACCCCUACAAGAGAAAACUAAAAAUCUAGGAAAACUAGUACAAACAUUGUAAAGAGUUCUAAGGAAAUAAACCCAGGAAUAAAAUUAAAGAUAUUAAAAUUUAUCUCUAAAAACAUGUUGCCACUCAAUCAAAUUUGAGUUCUGAUGGAUUUGGUGAAUGUUUUUCACAAGUGUGCGGUGUGCCUUGAGGGUGAGUAAGAGAGUAACAUUUUUUAAACAUCUUGAUAGCAAUCAUAGAAUCAGAAUACACUUUAAAGGCAGUGUUGGCAAAUGCUUAUUUGAGUAGUGAAAAGUUUAAAAUGCAGAAAAUACUCUAUCAGUAAGCAACACAAUUUAACAUGCCUUGAUCUUUGAUUUCACAUACUACUGUUGUGAACAGAGUAAGUUGUGCUACUGGGUAUAUUCCUUUGGUAAUCAUCAUUCCUAAAAUUUACUAAUCAAGUUUAAAACAGAAAUUUGGUAAUAUUAUGCAAAAAAGAAAGUCCUGGUAGGUUUACCAUUCUUGAGCUAAGAGGUGUAUAAGACUUUGUAUCAGAAAUUUUAAUAUUAUGCACUGUAGCUCUUAAAUUAAUUUGAAUGUCAUUUGCUAUUUCAAAAUCAUACACUAAAUAAUCAUGCAUGUAUUUGAUUCUUGUGUGUUUACUCUGUUAAUGUUAACUUGUUUUGUUCUAUUUGGUUUUGGUUAUGCAGCAAUUCGGCGAUUGAGUUAAAGAAUCAUUCUACCUUGAAUGGAAAUGCUGUGUUUUUUGUGUUUUGGUGGUUGUUGUGAGUGGUUCAAGUAUUAAUAUUUUUGUUAGUUGGACUUUCUUUGUAUGAGUAUCAUCUUACACAUCAUAGGUUCUGUUUACAAGUGCUACAAAUCCAUAUGCAUGUGUGACUGUGUGGGAUUUUGUUUGCUCUCCAUAUGCAGUGUCACUUUGCAUCUCCUUGUAUGAUUGUAUUGUUGGUUAAUCAUAGGAGAAAACAUGAUUUGAAUCUCUGUCAUGUACUGGCUAUUUAAUCUAUCAUUCUCUCUGUCAUGUGAUGAAAUUGAUCAUGGUUAUGGAUUGGAAGCCAAAUAUACUUGACAUUCGGUCCUCUUUGCCAAUUCUGUUUGAUUUCCUUUUGAAAAAUUGAUAUCUGUAUCUAUAUGUGUAAACACAAAUUGCCUUUGAUUAGAGAGCAUAAAUUUGUAUCAGAAGCACAAUAUAGAUGGCUAUGUCCAGCUGAAAUUUGCCAAAUUCUCACUAAUCAGACCAACUUUCAGAUUGCUUCUGAACCUUCAUAUAUGCCUCCAAGCAGUUCACUUUUGCUAUUUGAUCGGAAGGUUACGCGAUACUUUAGAAAGGAUGGUCAUAAUUGGAGGAAGCAAAAAGAUGGAAAAACUGUCAGGGAAGCUCAUGAAAGACUAAAGGUUUUAGUUCACGGUCAAACUGGAGAGGAGGUUAAGUUGGAGUUGAUCCUGCGAGUUGUAGCUGAUGUUGGUUUGAUUGGACUUCCAAAUGCUGGGAAAUCAACACUUCUGGCAGCCAUUACACUUGCAAAACCCGAUAUUGCCAGUUAUCCUUUUACAACAUUAAUGCAAAAUCUUGGUCGCCUUGCUGGUGAUCCCAACUUGGGAACAGGGAUGUAUUCAUCUGAAGCAACAUUAGCAGAUUUGCCUGGUCUUAUAGAAGGCACUCACUUGGGAAAGGGUCUUGGUCGCAAAUUUUUGAGGCAUCUAAGGAGAACCCGGCUAUUGGUCCAUGUUGUUGAUGCAUCUAAUAAAAACACUGUAAAUGACUACAGAACUGUCAGAGAAGAGUUGCGCAUGUAUAACCCCAAGUACCUCGAACGACCAUACAUUGUUGUUUUGAAUAAGAUUGACCUGCCAGAGGUUAUAGAUAGGCUUCCAACAUUGACUCAAGAAAUUCAAAGAAUUGGCAGUGAUGGUGCAGCUUCUGAACCAAAACCAAGCUCUGAAGUUUCUGCUCAAUUAUUGUCCGAUGAAAAUGAUACAAAGGAAAAAACACUUGAGGAUUAUCCGCGACAUCACUCUGUUAUUGGAGUUAGUGUUAUGUAAGUGCUUGAUGUUUUAUUUCAUAAUAGUAUUUAUUUUUACUAUGUUUUGUGAUGAGAUCCUCAUCAGUCGCUAUUUUUAAAGUCUUUUUAAUUAAGUUUUUAAUAUAAUUUUAUUAGUUUAGUGUUUAAGUUAGAGUCAUUUUAAAUAAAUUGCAAUUUUUGGUUUAUUGUGUCAAUUAUGUCUUAUUCUCUAUUAAUAUAUAUUUUGUGUAGCUUUUAUUUUGUGAAGUUACUUACUCAUUGUCUAGUGUGUCAUGUGAUGAGAAAAUGAGAAAGACUUUCUUCAAGCUGGGCCAAAAGAAAGCAAGCACGGGCCUUAUGUUUUGAGUUGACCCGAUCCAAGAGAAAAGAAAUGGAAUUGACUUGUUUAUAAAACAACACACAGACUUGAAAAGGAGAGAGCUGCGCAGGAGAUCAGGCCCAAACGGAGCAGGGCAUCACGCACACUGCACACAUCAGGAACGGAAUUGGAGAACGGCAAUAGCGCAACAAGCAGGAGCAUCAUAUGUUAUCUGGUUUUAUUUUAUUCUUUAUGUUGCUAAUUGUCACAAUUAUGUCUAGCUAAAUUUUCAUGAUUGGUCUUUAGGGGAUUCUAAUUGUUAUUUUUCUUGAACAAUGUGAUUAUCAUAUGAAUUGAUAUAUGAAUUACGAAGUUAGUUUCUUCAA